GGAGUCUCGUAUUUUGUUCGAAAAUGGAAGCGAACAGCCUGAACGAAAAGCUUUGGAAAAAAUACUAGAAGUUGCCAAGCAACCUGCUGGAUUCUCUUGAAUUUGAAACCGAGGCCGCUUCCUCAAUGACCACUAGCGGAAAACGACAGCACCUAGCGAACAGAGUCGAAAUUGAAGUGUGGAGUGGUGCGGGGCAAGUGCGGGGUGCGGCGUGUUGGGGUUCGAAACUUAUAUCGUCUUGGGCGUUCGCAAGCUCAAUCUUGUUGAAUUUAUCAGUAUCAUUAAAUAAUUCUAUUUUGUAUUAACUUUCUAGAAGCCACACCGGGCUAGGUCAAACAAUUGAAGAUGAGUGCCCAAACGAUGCAGAAAGGAACUUUUUCAUCGGACAGUGAUGUACACGUCACACGUGAGGACCAAAGCAAGAUCAACAAGUUUGCGAGACUCAACGCCAAACUGCAGGACCUUCAGGAUGAAAUCAAAGACAAAGAGAACCUGAUGAAGAACCUGGACGACGCGAGUGACGAGCUGCUGAUGGUGGAUGACGAGGAGGAGCCGGUGCCGUUCAUGGUGGCGGACGUCUUCUUCCACACACCGCUCGAGGAGACCAAGGCGAAGCUGGAGACGCUGAAGGACGAGCUGACACGGCAGAUGGAGGAGCUGAACAGCAAGGGCAGCCGCUUCAAGGAGGAGAUGGCGUUGCUGAAGCGCGACCUCUACGCCAAGUUCGGCGACAACAUCAACCUGGAGCCGGACGAAGACUAGGCGUCAAUCGAGCUGUCAUCCGCGGGUGGGGUUAGGGUGAUCCACUGAGACUGUGUGUGGGAUGAGCGCAGGCGUGACCGAGUGGCAGUGUUCGUGUCCAGUAAUCAUUGCCGUCUGUGUGAGACUGGACUGGACUGUCUAACCGCUCAGAGUUUGUAAUGAGAGCUGCUCUGUCGGAAGCUGCCUGGGAGUGCGUUUGUGCGCCGUUUGUGCGUUUGUGAAAGGUUCAGUUGGUGUGUAUUUGAAAGGUUCAGUUGACUCUAACAUGUGGUUAACAUAUGGUCAUUGUUUGGAUAACACGUGUAUGCGAUGGUGGUCGAUACAGCAUCAAAUUGUCAUAAAAAAAUAAUAGCUUUCAGGCAUUGGGGAGUCUGUUACAGAUUUUAUAACUCUUUGUUGACCAUUUGACGUAGUUCUCUGCGAGUUUUGUUGGUUGAGUUUCCGUUGCGCUUAAUUUCUUACCAGUCAUUUAACAUCCGCCACCUCACUAUAUGUCCUCACGGUACUCGUGGCACGUACCAGUGUCCAUUUUGCCGACUUUGUUGUGACGCUCGCGUAAAUUAUGCUGUCUGUGGAUUUGUAACAUAUUGAUAAAGGUAAACUAAUUUGACAA
This is a messenger RNA of Amphibalanus amphitrite, 1375 nucleotides long. Its product is annotated as prefoldin subunit 4-like. Bases 346 to 762 code for a protein of 138 amino acids. Gene Ontology annotation, cellular component: cytoplasm; prefoldin complex. NCBI's taxonomy places the organism in Eukaryota, Metazoa, Arthropoda, Thecostraca, Balanomorpha, Balanidae. The transcript is spliced from 5 exons. Gene Ontology annotation, biological process: protein folding. The record is from RefSeq and is a predicted model, not a curated record.